UUCAUCUUCCCUUCUCUCCAAGAAAUGGCUCAGUAUGUUUGCCUUCCCUUCACACCAAAUCUCCACUUUCCCAAACCAAACACGCCCUUAGGUUUCGCUGUUAACCGAAAACGUUUCAUGGAUUCUGUUGAUCGAGUCAUGUUGGGUGUGUCAGGCAGUUCUGCCAUGAGGAGGUUCACUCGGAAUGGUCCAGUACUCCGUGUCGACUCAGAUCAUACCAAACGUUGGACACGUAACGUGCUGAACCCUGGCGUCUUGAAUCUUCCUCUCGACAGAACUGUUCAUGAUGAUUCACUAGUCUUGGAUGAAUCAGCUUGCAAGACACUUGUUAAGCUGAAACUAAAUUAUGGUUUUAUAAUCCCCAUACUUCCCGAGGACACUUCUUUUCCAGCACUUAAGUCACUCACUCUCUAUACGGCACGCUUCUGUAAUCUUGGAGCGUUUGAAAAGCUUAUCUCUGCUUGUCCUUUACUUGAGGAACUGAGCAUCUUGCAUGGGGUUGGUUGGGAACUUUGGAGAUGUUCUCACAUCCUGUCCCGUCCGAACCUUAAGAGACUUACCAUUAGAUCAUGGUUCUACGUUAAUCUUGUUGAGUUGGGGAGUAUGAGUUUUGAUAUUCCCAAUCUUGUUUACCUGGAAUACUCUGACUAUGUUCAGCGUCAGUAUCCUGCUGUUAAACUGGACUCUCUUGUUGAAGCUAAACUCGAGCUUAUGGUGAAAGAUGGAGAUCAUGGUAGUUACGAUCCGUUUAAUCUCUUUAAGGGAUUAAGACAUGUCCAGAAGCUUAGCUUAUCAUUUCCUGAAACUGUGGAGAUUUUUGAUUACUACCGUGAAGCAGUGCCUGUGUUCGAAAACGUGAGCCAGUUAUCUAUUACAACUCUUUUGGGCUUCUGUUCAUCUUUCUCGACUCUACCGUCUCUACCAUCUGUACUGAAGAAAUUUCCAAAUGUACAGACUCUCGUCAUCGAGGGUCCCUUGUGCGGCCAUGAUCAUUCGGAUUUUGUCUGCAGAUGCUUCUCGGUAGAUGUUGUUAAACUGUCAUCUCCUGUGAAGGUUCUAGAACUAACAAUAUACAAAGGAAGUAGCGAUGAGAUGGAUCAAAUCAAGCGUUUCUUGGAGGACUUUUCAUGUCUUGAGCUCGUCAAAGUUCGUGUUUUCCCAGAAGACUACGAGGAGAAGUUGCGCAUUGCCACGGAUUUGCUCAUGCUUCCUAGAGCUUCUUCCAGAUGCAAAAUCCAGGUCGAGUUUUGUUCAAAAUCAUUUCCUUGGUGA
Molecule: messenger RNA, 1272 nt
Organism: Raphanus sativus (radish)
Lineage: Eukaryota; Viridiplantae; Streptophyta; Magnoliopsida; Brassicales; Brassicaceae
Product: F-box/LRR-repeat protein At3g58980-like
Exons: 3
Coding region: 25-1272 (415 amino acids)
Source: RefSeq, a predicted model, not a curated record